Molecule: messenger RNA, 632 nt
Organism: Cannabis sativa
Lineage: Eukaryota; Viridiplantae; Streptophyta; Magnoliopsida; Rosales; Cannabaceae
Product: late embryogenesis abundant protein EMB564-like
Exons: 2
Coding region: 99-386 (95 amino acids)
Biological process (GO): response to abscisic acid
Cellular component (GO): cytosol
Source: RefSeq, a predicted model, not a curated record
UUAUUAUCUCUAUAUAGAAUAAGAUACAUACACAUAUAUAUUUAUAAAUACAGUCGUAAAAAUACAUAUAGAAUUGAAUUGAUAUAAUAAUAAUAAUAAUGGCGAGCACACGGCAGCAUAGACAAGAAUUAGAUGCCAAGGCAAGGCAGGGUGAAACCGUCAUCCCAGGUGGAACUGGUGGUAAGAGCCUCGAGGCUCAGGAGCACCUUGCUGAAGGACGGAGCCGAGGAGGGCAGACGAGGAGCGAACAAUUGGGCCACGAGGGGUAUCAAGAAAUGGGCCGUAAAGGUGGGCUGAGCACAACAGACAAGUCUGGUGGAGAUAGAGCUGAAGAGGAAGGAAUCCAAAUCGACGAGUCCAAGUUCACAACCAAAACUGAUAAAUAGUAUUCCUUUUAGUUAGAUAGUGGUCAUGUUUUUUAGUUUAAAUUAUUAUAAUUUUAAUAUGCACCUAGUUUUACAUAUCAGGUGUGUCUGUAAAAGUAUUUUAAGUAUCGAUUACAGACGUACUUGUUUGUUUUGUUUACUUAGGUUGUUUUAAUGAGUAGUUGUAGUGUGGUGUUUUUUCUUGAGUUCGUUUGUAUAAUCUUUGUACUAAUUAAAUACAUAGUAGAUAGUAAUUAAUACCAUUAA